AUGACUCGUCGCGCAAACAACAAAAAGAAGAAUGCAAAAGCAACGGCUCAGGCCAGAAGAGUCGAUGGGCAGUUGGCGAACCGACCAGCAGGUGCUGCAGCAUUCGCCGAGCAUCAACUCGAGACACGUUUCGUCACUGCUGUCCGUAUGGGUCAUCGCGAGCUGGCAUCCGCUCUUGCUCAAGGACCUGUGAGCAACAACUGCAAUGAUCUCCAUCGUAUCACGCUGAAAGACCAAAAACUUCCUGCCAAAAUUCUUCCGGUCUCUGUUGCUAAAAAAUGUUUUAUGAACAAAAACAUCACUCCUCUACACACCGCGGCCAUCUCUAACUCAACCCACAUGCUUGAAUCAAUGAGAGCUGUCUAUCCAACAAUCAACAUUCCGGAUCAGGACAACUGGUACACUAUUCAUUACGCCGCGUGUGCUCCUGGAAGCGCUCCUGUCGAAUACUUGCUGAAAAACGGAGGAUCAGUGAGCAUGCUGACGAAGCAGACCGAGACACCGCUACACUGCGCUGCUCGCGCUGGACGUGCUGCCAACUGCACGUUUUUGAUGAAGGAAAUGUUGGAAUUGGAGAAAGGCGACGAUGGAGAGAGCACUAUCAGAUCUGAUAGAUCUAUUGUAAACGCUAGAAAUCGAUCUGGAAAUUCUGCGCUUCAUUUGGCAGUGAGCAACAAUCAACUGGAUGCUGUGGAUGCUCUAUUGGCAGAGCCAACUAUCCUGGUGGAUCUUCCAUCUUCCACUGGAUCCAAUCGAGUAACUCCCUUGAUGCUUGCCUGUGCCAAAGGUCAUCUGGAAAUGGCGAAGAAGUUGUUUGACAAAGGAGCGCUUGUAGAGGCUAAGGAUAAGAAGAAGCGCACUCCUCUUAUUCAUGCGAUGCUCAAUGGACAAAUGCACACUGCCGCAUUCCUUCUUGCCAAGGGAGCAAAUUUGUUCCUCGCUGAUUCUUCUGGGAAUACUGCUGCUCACUACGCCGCUGGCUACGGAUUCUUGGACUGCUUGAAACUGUUGGCAUCGAUCGAUGAUGAAAUUCUUGCUACUCCAAAUGAUUGGCAACUUUACCCAUUGUCGAUUGCUUACCUCAAAGGACAUUAUGGAAUUGUUUCGUGGCUUUUGGAGGGUCCAAGCAAGGAUAAAGCGAAUAUCAAUGCCAAAGACAACAAUGGAGCAACCCUUCUGGCUAAUCUCUUGUCCUACGCCGAUGAAGAUAUGCAUAAGGAUUUGGCAUCGCAAAUUGAGUAUCUGGUCGCCAGAGGAGCCGACUCAAGUAUUCCAGACAGCACUGGACAGACUCCUCUUCACCUUUUCGCUCAACAACGUGUGAUUCUUAAAGGAUCGGGUGAAACCCCAGAGAAAGAUGCUACCCGAAUGACACAUGCCGAUUACAAGAAAUGCUACCAAAUUCUCAUCGGUUCGGGUUCCAAAGUUGACGCCUACGAUCAUCAAGACAACACUCCGCUUCAUAUUGCUCUUGCUAAUGGAAACUUGAUGCUCUUCACAAUGAUGCUCGAGAAGGUUCAAGAUAAACGAAGGCUUUUCGAGAAAUGGGCCAACCAUCAAAACUUCCUGCACGAGAUUCUUGCUCUUCCAAUGAAAGUCUACGGAGAUCAAGUUCUUUGGAAGGGAGAGACAUUGAAGAAGCCAGCUUAUGAUGUGCUAUCGAUUCUGAAAGAUCUUCAUGACACACUUCCGGAUCUGUUUGUUAAAUGGAUUGAUGAAACCAACAAGGCUGGAUAUUCGCCAAUUGUGGAGGCAGUCAAAAAGUAUCAGGCGCUGUCGCCGAAUAAGCAGUUGAGAGGAGAAGCUAACCAGGUUGGUAAUGUGCCAAUUGCACAAAGCCAACGUAGAUUUGGUCAUGUGAUGAAUGCAAAACAGGCUCCACAUAUUGACUCGUAUGAGCUUAAGACUUUCCUCGCCACAGUCAACGAGCUUUUUGAAUGGAUCAUCCGUCUCGGACCAUUCCAGCUGACUCAAAGAUACAUGGAAUCGGAGCACGCUGCCGCUGUGACUCUUGCCAAGCUGGCUAUGAGUAUUCCAUUGGAAGAUGGAAGGCACCAGGAAAACCAUCUGGCUCUCUUCAAGAUUCUCAUAAAACUCAGCAAAGAAUUCAACAACAUUGAGCAGUUUUUGACACAGAAAAAUGAGAAGGAUGACUUUUUGAUUCUCGAGGCUAUUCAAUUUGAUAAGCCACGCGUCGUUGAGCUGAUGUUGGAUACCGCUACAGAAAUGCAUUUGGUCAAUGGAAUCCACAAUGCGAUCCGUGAAAAGGAGAAUGAGGAGAAUGUCAACAAGACAAUCAUCAUGUAUCUGAUUGAGAUGAGAAUGUGGGAUUUGAUUCCGAAGUUGAAUGCGACAAAUGACUUUUGGAGAAAAAAGGAUUCCAAAGAAAAUAGCAUCUGGCACUACGCUGCUCGCAUCAACAGUCACAAGACAGUUUCGUUGUUCAAAAUGAUUGAGGCUAAAGGAGUUCCAAGAGAGAAUAACAAUGAUGGAAAAUCAGUUCUCCACGUUGCAACUUUAGCUUGUGAUGGAUCAGCCAACUCUGUCUUGGAACCAAUCGCCUGGCUAUCCACCCGUUGUCCAAUCGAGGCAGUCGACAAGUACAAUCGAACUGCUCUUCAUUAUGCAUUCGGAAAUGAGAACGAUUUUAAGGAUGGAAAUGUUCCGUUUGGGGAAAGUGACCCAAUCGCUGUAGUCUCCCUGCUCUCUUCUCUUGUUCGUCCGGAUCAGAUUGAGAUUGCUGAUUGCAAUGGAAACACUAUCCUACAUCUGGCUGCUCUCAAAAAUUCCACAAUUUGCCUGAUGACAUUAAUCCGCAAAAAGUGCCACGUGGAUUUGAAGAACAACGAUGGGAACACCCCUCUUGCUCUUGCAGUCUAUCAUGGAAGACAGUCUUCAGCACUGACUCUUAUCCAAGCUAACGCCGAUGUCACAGAAAAGAUCUUCAUCAAAGCAGUCAAGCCAGCAUUUGAUCAGAAUAACGAACGCUCAAAGGAUAAGAAGAAUUACUGGAAGUGGCAUGGAAAGGCGAAGAAGAUCGAGGAGGACACAAUCACCACUAUUCCAGCUACUGUAGUCAGCAAAGGAGGAAGUUGGGAAGCGAUGGUUUACGUGUUGUUAGAUGUUCUUGGACAGAAUACCAACUCGAUGGCUCAACUGACUGAUGCUGCUCUGAGACGUGGCCAGUUGAAUUUGGCGAAUCAACUUUUGAAAUCCGUGGAGGCUCUUUUAGACGGUGCUGUCUUGAAUUCAAACUAUGAUCUUCUGAACACCUUUGCUGAAAAAUGCUUCGGAGCACUCAAUUCUGAAGAGACAAUCGAGAAAACUGUCUUGAACAGAGUUCUGGCGACACGUGGACUCGGACUCAACCAGCCUGAAACUUUUAAGAUCAUCCGAACUGCACUGGAGCAUGGAAACUGGAAUGUUCUGAAUUUUUUGAAGAAUGAGAUGGGAGUCGUGGCAUGGAGAAAUCAGAAGACCGAAGGACCAUCUGAAAGCCCAAUUCGCUCUCUGGUUCUAUAUAUGAAUGAGAAGUCGAUUUCAGCAGAAGCUGUUAGUUUCCUAGAUGAGAUCAGUCACAUCACUGGAUGCAAUAUCGACGCACUCAGUACUUUAGAGCCUCCAGCGAAAUUCAAAAAUCUUCUGGAAUUCGGACUUCUUCCUCCAAUCUCGUUCGCCGUUCUUCAAGAGAAUGCAGAUCUCGUCAGAGCGCUGAGAACCGCUGGCGCUAGCCUGAAAACUGCUGAUGAGCAUGGAAGAACUCCUUUGAUGUAUGCACUCAUGACCAACAAUCGAUCUGUCAUUGACGCCGUUAUCGGAGAUGGAAAGUUGGCAGUUGUCCUUCCAAAACAAGCACCAAUCGUUUCUAGUGGGCCACGAUGUGUGGCAGUUCCGAUGCGUUUUGGGCUUGCCGCUAAUCGAAAGUUCUUGCCAACCAGUGCUUUCAGCAUGCCAGCAGCUCCACCACCACCAGAAAGUGAUUCAGAGGAAUCUGAAGAAUCGGAAAAGGAGGAUGAUGAAGAAGAAGAGAGAUCUGAGCAUGGAUCUGAAGAUAAUGAAUCAGGAGAAGAGGAAGAUGAGGCACCACCAGCCAAGAAAGCCAAAAAGGAAGCCGCCCCACCAUCCGGACCAAAUCGAAAGAAGCUGACUAUCACUGAUGCAUCGCUUUUUGCGGCUCGUGACAAAAAGGGAUACAAUGCUCUUCACUAUCUCAUCGUACCACUUGCAUGGGAAAACGUCGAACUUCUUGGAGACCUUGCCGCUUUGAACAAAAAAGCAAUCGUGGACUGUUUAAUCGAUAAAUUCAACCCGAAUCCAAUCGAAUUAGCAGCACAGAAAAUGAAUCGAAGAAUGAAGAAUGAGAUGUUGAAAAUUGUCAAAUCAACUGCUCUGCCAAGACCAAUCAAAGAAACAAAACUGACACUCCGCCCUGUCAAUAUCGAACCACUGAGCAAUGUCGAUGAGGAUGCCGCACAGUUCCUUGCCAAGUGGUCAGCCGAAAAAGAUAAGAAGCAAGCUGCCGAGGCUCCGAAGCCACAUCAAAGUUCCACUUAUGCCACAAGCGGUACUGUCAGCUUUUGCGAUGAGACUCAACAAUAUUUCAACGUCCUGAUGAACAAGACUGACCUCAACUACGGACGCUAUGGAUUCCACAAUUUCUACCGUAUGCAAAUUAUCAAGAGAAGAGACGCCGAUUUGUACAUUCUAUUCACAAACUGGGGAAGAAUUGGAAUGGGAAUGGGAGAGUUCCAAACGACUCCAUUCAGUAGUUUGGAGCUUGCUGCCAAAGAGUUCAAAUCCAUCUUCAAAUCAAAGCUGGAAAUGAGUGGUGAAAUGCCGAAGAAAUAUCGUCUCGUCGAGACCGACAACACUCCAACCAACCUCUCGGAAAUCGAAUUGUCAUGGAAGAAGAAUACUGAGAAAGAUACGAUUCGCAAAAUGAUUGCAGAUAUCAGUGAUGCCAAGACACUCAAACAAUAUGCUCGACAGGUUCAGAUGUAUGGAGUCAGUCAGCCAUUUGGAAGAUUCACAAAGGAGAAUAUCGAGAAGGCAAAGCUGGUGUUGGAUAAGCUGGAAAAGAAUGCAAAGAGAAUUAAGGAAAUGUCAGAGGCAACUACUGUGUUGUCAGAGUCAAAUCUGUUGGAUGCUUUUAUUACAACGAGCGAGCUCUCCAGCGAGUACUACAAUUUGAUUCCAUCUGGCGAUUUUGAAUACAGUAACCUAACACGCCUUGAUACAAUCGAGGAAAUUUCCCGCCACCGUGCUCGUCUAAACCGUGCUCAAGAAGUCGAGACUGCUACUCGCCUCCUCUGUGGAGCAGAAUUCCGUCAUGACCUUGACCGUGUCGACUACAUCCGAAGCGCAAUGCAAUGCGAAUUCCGUAUGGAGACUCCAGACUCGGACAUCAGUCAACGCAUUUUGCAAUGGAUCUCCACCCGGGUGGAAACAGAACAAAGUUCAAAUGAUUUGGAGAUCUCGCCGAAAGAAUCAACUCAGAAGUUUGAGCCAUUCCUCAACGACAGUAAUCAAAAGUUCUUGUGGCACGGAACAAAGGCAACGAAUUUGAUGAGUAUUUUGAAGAAUGGUUUUUUGGUCGAUCCACCAAGUGCGUGCCGUAACGGAAGUCUCUUUGGAUCGGGUAUCUAUCUAGCUGAUAGCUUCGAGAAGAGCACCCACUACUGUCAACCAUCUGUCGGUGGUGUCAAUUAUAUGCUGAUUUGUCAGACGGCGCUGGGCAAAGAACGAGAAAUGCAUUCUCUUCCAUAUCGCUUCAUGAAUCAGUCGCCCUCGGAGGCUGAGAAGGGCGAAGACACUCUUCAUUACAUCGGAGACAGCUUCCCAGCUGGAAGUCUCACCAAUGACGGCGUCGGAAUGCCACUUCUUCCACUCCGCCAACGAGAUCCAAACUCUGGAGAUGGACAGUAUGGAUUCCAAACUCUCAGCUUCUCGGAAUACAUUGUUCGCAAUCCGCAUCGUGUGCUCCCCAAGUAUAUUGUCAUUUAUGAGUAA
Messenger RNA from Caenorhabditis briggsae, 6009 nucleotides. RefSeq names its product Protein CBR-PME-5 (gene Cbr-pme-5). Lineage: Eukaryota; Metazoa; Nematoda; Chromadorea; Rhabditida; Rhabditidae. Gene Ontology annotation, molecular function: protein binding; NAD+ poly-ADP-ribosyltransferase activity. The transcript is spliced from 8 exons. The coding region runs from base 1 to 6009 and encodes 2002 amino acids. The record is from RefSeq and is a predicted model, not a curated record.